Molecule: messenger RNA, 838 nt
Organism: Anopheles coluzzii
Lineage: Eukaryota; Metazoa; Arthropoda; Insecta; Diptera; Culicidae
Product: protein takeout-like
Exons: 4
Source: RefSeq, a predicted model, not a curated record
UCUACUCCGGAACUGCUUCUGGCAGGAUUGGUGGCUUUAGGCGGUGGAAUCAAAUUACCUGCUUCAUACAGUCAGUGUAAGACGGGCGAUGAGCCGUGCGUCGUGCAAGCCAUAACCAAUACAUUCCAAAAGUUCCAAGGCGGCGUUCCGGCACUGGGUCUCGCAUCCCUGGAUCCAUUGCGCAUCGAUGAGAUGGACAUUGUGCAGGGUACAGGGCCGGUUAACAUAGUGUUAAAUUUUAAAAAUGUUGACAUCACCGGUUUUAAGGACGUUGCAGUGAAAAAAGCAAAAGGUUUCACCGAAACUCCCAACGUGAUGGAGAUGAACCUACGACUACCAGUUGCUUCACUUGUUGGCAGUUACAAGAUUAAAGGAAAAGUCCUUAUUUUACCUAUCCAGGGUGAGGGUAUCAGCAACAUGACAAUGGUGAACUGCGAUUUUCUGAUGAAGUGGAACGGCGCGCUAGAAAAGCGAGCGAAUGGUAAAGAGUACUACCAGAUGAACAAAAUUAAGGCUACGUUUGAUACCACUCGCUUCUACAUGCAUCUGACGAACUUGUUCAACGGUGAUAAGGCACUGGGUGACAAUAUGAACCAGUUCCUGAACGACAAUUGGGAGGACAUCCUGAAGGAGCUAAAGCCCGCCAUCAUCGGAGCUUUCACGAAAAUCUUCCGUGCUAUUAUAACGAAUGUGUUUGAAAACGUUCCUUAUGAAGAGCUAUUCUUACCAAAUGCCUAAUAGCGAUAGCGACUAUUUCUAAAUGUAAGUAACUGUUUUGUGAUGUUGUACAAUAAACUAGUUUUCUUGACUGCUAGUAGGCAAUCAAGAUGAAACGUUA